This is a messenger RNA of Dendronephthya gigantea, 8925 nucleotides long. RefSeq names its product supervillin-like. Gene Ontology annotation, molecular function: actin filament binding; phosphatidylinositol-4,5-bisphosphate binding. The transcript has 30 exons. Lineage: Eukaryota; Metazoa; Cnidaria; Anthozoa; Malacalcyonacea; Nephtheidae. The record is from RefSeq and is a predicted model, not a curated record. The coding region runs from base 1379 to 8644 and encodes 2421 amino acids. Gene Ontology annotation, cellular component: actin cytoskeleton; cytoplasm. Gene Ontology annotation, biological process: cytoskeleton organization; actin filament severing; barbed-end actin filament capping.
AAAACCAGAGCUGUAAACGAUGCUAUGAACAUUAGGCUGUUAAAUACUUCUAUUUAAUAAGCAUGGAUAGAUCAGUUAAAAGCUAAAAGACUAAAAAUUAGGAUGACAAUUUUGACAAUUCUCUUCUAAAUGUUUUAACCAUAGCAGGUCACGCACAGAUACAAUUUAGCGUCUGUAUAUCUAGGCAAUUAAAACACUCUCACACUUGCGAAUGGUGCGUCAUGAUAAUUAAAAUAUUGGCGUUCUUAUUAUUAGAAACCUUUUCGCAAUGUUCAUCAUGACAUUGAAUAAUGGUUCUUGUAAAUAUGUCAAAAUUAUCAGGCACAUCACAGAUGUGAGUGAACCGCGAUAGUGGAAUGCCGGGAUGCGACGUCUUGGUACUCCAAAUAAUUCCCCAUUUCAGUGAUAAUGCGGUCAACCGCGUACUUAAGGUCAGUGGCAGAGGAGCCCGUGGAGCUAAGAAUAUCCGGUACUCAAGGCAUAUGUUUUUAGCUACUAAGGUGUGACAAAAUGGCACGAUUCUGAUCGUGGACGCAUGAACACACGAAGGUGCGGGAGAGUUUUUCUCUGUCCGAGAUCUACGCCGCUGUCUGCAGUAAAGGGCGUGGCAACCAUGGGCAUGGGGUUCGAAUGAUAAACGGAUGGGUUCAGUCAAUCGACUCUGUUUGAGUCAUUUCAGUCAAUCGGUUUAUUCGUUCCUAUGACAGUGCCAGUGUUCUCCAUCUUUUAUAUCAGUCCGAAUCAAGGUUUUUUUCUCAUAAUAUAUUUGACUGUCACAGCAAUGAAAAAUGGUAAGGGAGGAAUUGUAGUUGAUUGGUUAAAUCGCGAGGCGUGGCGGAAAACGUUUGAGGGCGGAAGAGGAGAUUCAGUCAUUCAGGCCUUCGGAAAUGCUCUGUGCGCUGUCAUAGUCGAAUAUUCCUGAGAAGGUCAUUCCAGUAAAAAGCAGAAGCAAUUGUCUCAUCACACAAUGCUCUUGCAUGAAAUAAGUUCGUGUACAGUUUUCCACGCGUGGGCACGCCCGCGUGUUUAUUUUUUUAACACAAAACUUCACGGUCUUCAGCGAGAAUAAAAUUGCCUGCAGUGUUGAGUGUUGUAUUCAGUACAUUUAUUGCAGAACGAUAGUGGUUUCUUUGCUGACAUUUGACCCGUGUCUUAAAAAGGCUGUCUGCGGGCCCGCCACAAACAUAGUACGCGAGUUUGGCAUAAAUAUAACGUGAAAACCAACCAAACGAAUCGCUUUCUUCCUAUCGGGCGAGCGACAGGAUCACCCUUUCAAAUAAGUAUACGAGCUACUGGACAACACUUUGAAUUUUGAAACUCUUAUAAUAAUACAUUGCUUUGGUUCUUGCACUGGCUUCCUUCCAGUUCAUUUUAAAGUAUGGAUAUUGAAACACUGCGCCUGGAACGAGAAGAGAAGAGGAGACAAAGGCGAGAACGUAUUAGAAAGAUCCUUGAGGAUGAUCCAACUUCGACAAGACGAACCAGAGAAGAAACAGACAGAACAACUGCUGCAUCGAGAAGGCCGGCGAGAGAAAAUACUUCUUCAAGUGCCUCUGACAGAACACGCUACUCUCGAUCACACGGAGACGUUUCCGACGUAACUUCAACGCGGAGUACAAGAACGAGUAGACUAAGAGAAAAUAAUGCAUAUUCACACUCAACACGUAGCAGUACGAACACCUCAGAAGAUACUACUACAUCAAGAAGAACUACAACGACAAGAAAAAGGAGCGUGGAAGAAAGAACAUCCACAGUUUCAGAAACAACACAUACCCGAUCGGAGAGAACGCCUCGCUCAAACCUAGCCUCGGAAGGGAGCUCUGCGCGGAGUGCUACGACGACAAGAGCCUCACGACUAGCGAAUGACGCAGAAAGUGAAGAUUCUGCUUUGAAGAGUACUCGUGCGAGACGAGAAGCAAGGAGAAAAAGGAAUCAGGAACAUGAUGAUACACAAAACAGGAUCAUCGCAGAGAACGGCGACGUAGACAAGGCCUCAAAGUCCGACAUAGAAAAUCGCCAUAGAACCUUUGGGGAUAAAAAGGGUACAGAAGAUAAUGAUUUGCCAAAGGAUUGCCAAGAUGAUGUCAAAGAUUCAAGGGUUAAUGAGGGUGAAAAAGAUAUUGAUGAUCAACAAGCUAAGAGGGAUAGUGAGUAUAUUUCAAGUCGUAGUGAUGGGCUUGGUAGACUAGAGGACGUUUCAGUUGAAGAAGGUAAAACUAAUGAAAGAGAGGAGCCUGGAGAGAGCGCAAACACGGAAAAGGACUCGAAAAAAGACGCGUUGUUAGACGAAACUAAACUGACUGAAAAUGGAGAACUGGAUAAACUCGACGUUACUGAAAACGUGGUAGAAAAAGUUAUUGAAGAUCCUAUAGUUGAGAAUGGACAAGAAGAGGUUGAAAAUACAUCUUUGGAACGUAAUGAAGCUGUUAAGACUGUCGAUGAUUUAGCCGCUGAAGAUGAAAUGAAGAAUAUGAGCGAGGAGAAAGAUAUUGAUGAGGUUAGGAGUGUGGAUGAACUAGAGUCGAAUGAUUCUGAAGUUAAAAAUGUGGUAAAUGCUAAUGAAAUGAAGAGCGAGGAGUUGAACGAGGAUUAUCAAACUUCAAAUAAUGAGCAGAGUGAACAAGCUGAUGUUGAUGAAAAACGUAGGAUAGCUACUGAAGUGUUAGAAGAAAAAGGUGUACCUUCCACUGAGGGGCCUGAAAUCAAAACAAAAAAUAGCGAACAAUUGUUAGAAGAAAAAGGUGUGCUUUCCACUGAGGGGCCUGAAUCCGAAACAAAAAAGAGCGAACAGUUGUUGGAAGAAAAAGGUGUACCUUCCACUGAGGGGCUUGAAUCCGAAACGAGAACGAGCGAACAAUUGUUGGAAGAAAAAUAUGUGAAUUCCAAUGACGAACCUGAAUCCGAAACGAGAAAAAGCGAACAAUUGUUGGAAGAAACCCCAUUGGAACCAUUGGAACCAUUGGAAACCAUUCCAGUAGAGGCACUUCCUGACAAUUCAAUCGAGGCUAAGGAAAAUGAAGAAUCGAUGGCAGAUCAAGAACUUGUUGUCUUAGACGACGUUCCAGAAAUACCAUUGAAUUUGGUGGAUGAAAAUAACGCAGUCAAAUCCCCCACGGAAACGGAUGCCGAGGCAAACGAGAAUACGCUCUCCGAAGGAUUGACUGAACUUACAUCCAAGCAAGAAGGUACGCAUUUAGAAUCUAUUGCAGAUUGUAUCACACGCGAUUCCGCGGAAAAACCAAAUGAUAGCUCUGAAAUCGCAAAUGAACCAGAAAAAGCCGUGUCGCCAGAUAGUCCGAGAAAUACUAAAUUCAUCGCGAAAUCUGACGAGACCGACGCGAAAGAAAGUCAGUUACGAACAAAGAGCAAUGUUUCACGAACGAAAAGCGACAGUUAUGACGCGAAAGAUGAUCGUUUGGGCGAGAGGACUGGUGUAGAAAGAGGUAGAAAGAAGAGUGCUGAUUCAGGGAUAAGGACCAGUGAGGGUGAAACAAAGAUCGAUAAGACUUCCCUAAAAAGUGAUAUAAGUACAGCAAAAACAGGGACAAAGGUCAAAAAUGAAGACGCAAAGAAUGUCAAAGCUGGAAAACUAAAAGUCGGUGAUGGUUCUUGGCAGAAAAACGUUCGAAAAAAGAAAGGCGUUUCAGACUUUGACAGAGCAGUAGAGUUGAGAGUCUUGGGAAGAACGGGGAAAAUAAAGAACAAAAUGCUGAGUUGUGAAACAAGAGAUGUUGAGAGUGCAGAUCAAUGGAAGAAAGAAGUGAAGAAAACGCCUCGAAAACAUAAGUCGUUUGAUGAAGAAACGGAGAAAGAGUUAAGAGAGCUGUCAAGAAAACGUGAGCUGAAGAAUAUUGUUCAAUCUUGUGAGGUAAAUGACCAAGAGAGUGCUGAUGCAUGGAAACGCGAGGUUAAAAAAGGUCCAAAGAAACACAAAUCACUGGAUGAAGACGCUGAAAGCGAACUACGAGAAAUCUCCAAGUCAAACAUACUGAAAAGCCGUAUCAAGGAAUGCGAAGAAAAAGACAAGGAAAGUGCGGAAGCAUGGAAGAAGGAAGUUAAGAAGGAAGGAAAGCCAAAGGAUGCCGAAAAUGAAACGGAGGUUUCCGAAGACCUAAAAGAGCUGUCUGGAAGUGGUCGUCUAAAAGAUUUGAUAUCAUCUUGCGCUGAACGUGAUGCGCAAAAGGAGAAGUCGUGGGAAAGUGCCAAACAGGAAGUGAAAUCUGCUGAUGAAGAAGCAGAGUUGCAAGAACUGGCAAGCCUGAGUGAAACAAAGAGUAAGAUUAUUCAACAGUACGAAGAACGUGACAAAGAAAGUGCAGAAUCAGGAAAGAAGAAGAUUAAAACUGGUGAAGGAACUAGAUCAUUUGACGAGACGACAGAUGAAGAGCUGUUGGAAAUAUCUAAAACUGUGGACGUUAAGACGAGGAUUCAGUUAACACACGAAGAACAGACUAAACCACGGGAAAUUGUGAAGCAAAAUGAUUUACUGGAAGAUGAGGAGUUAAAAGAAAUCAACUUGAAAGGAAGACUUGAAGCGUUUAAGCAAGAAACUGAAAAACAUGUCGCGGAAAAUAAGGAUAGAAAGACACCAAGUAAAGUAUCAAAACCGGCUGGUGGUAGAGUAUCUCCAAGCAAGGGGACAACUGAUGGUAGAAUCUCGCCCAACAAGGAUGUCACUAAACAAGGAAGGACUUCACCUACAAAGGGGGAAACUGGACGAAUAUCACCUAAAAAAGGGGAUAGUGAUAGAACAUCGCCAACUAAAGAUCGUCCUAGAUCCACAAGUGGUAGAGUAUCACCAAGUAAAGAUAAAACCAGUGGCCGCGUCUCGCCUACAAAAGACCGUAGUAAGACAAUGGAUGAUACAAGUAGUUCAUCAAGUACAAGAAAGGAUAAGACGAGGUCAUCCUCGACUGUAGGGGAUACUGUUGGUCGGGUUUCGCCUAGUAAAGAUCGUGGUAGGAUAUCACCCACGAGAGGGGAUAACGGACGAGGUAAGGAGACAACACCAACUGGAAGAACUUCGCCCACAAAACGGGAUGGUAGAAAAAUUGAAACACCCUCGACUAAGCGCGAUGCCAAAGGACGUAUAUCACCGUCAAAAGAUAUAAAUACGUCAGGACAAACUAAGCUUGACAGCAUUCGAGCAAAUCUCAUGGAUGGUGGGAAGAAUAAAAUUAAACCCAAACGGGAAAGUUUGGACAGGGUUUCUAAAUCAACCUCUAUUAAGGACAAAAUUGCCGCCUGCAAAGAAAGAGAUGAAACAGCACCACGAACAAUUACUCUUCCGAAAACCGUUCCGAAAGCGAAAGCGAAAUCCGGGCCUGAUAAGAAUACCCUAAAUGAGGGCAAUGAUAAGGCAGAGGCAGGUGAGAAUGAAAGUAAGGUACCUGUUAAUCGACAAGCCGAACAGUUUAUGACUAUCGAGGAGGAAAUGCAAGGUGCAAGCAUUAAAGGAGCAUUAUCGUUUUGGAAAGAGCCUGGGGCCGAGACGAAAGUUAACGCCCCGGAUGAUGACGAGAAUACAACAGCAGGGCGCGAUAGUCCUCCAAAGGAUAUCGAGAAACCUCCCCCUGUGAUCCUGAGCAAUGUCAAACAAGGUUGGCAGAAAAGAACAAGAAAAUUAAAUGUAGCUGAAUUCAUCAAGGAAUUACUACAUUCCAAUUGCAAACGACGAGAACUGAAAGAUAUUCAGGACAUCAAGUCUGAAACGAAAAAAUAUCUGGCAGGAGGCAUGCAUGCGGAGGAGACUAGGGCAAGUACUGAGAAGACGGAUAUUGAAGAUAAGGAGGGAGUGAAGGUUCAGUUGGAAAAAGAAGAGACUACCAAGAAAGAUGUUGGAACAACUGAUAAAACGGCUGAAUUCUCGUUUGAUGACGUGGUCAAUCCCAACGAAGUUAAACAACUGCGUGAUUUUUCAAACUUUCGUCGUCAAGUGCGGCCGGCAAACAGACGAGCAGCCAAAUCAAAUCCUGUCAGAAAACUUCAGCAACGUGAAGAUUUAAAAACUGGAACUGAGUCGUUCAAUGACGUGGAUGAUGAAGAUGAAGAUGAAGAAGACGCACCACUUAAACCAACUGCGUUUGGAAGACUGGGUCGGGCUAUUGAACCAGGAGAUCGCCAAUCGAAAGACUUGAAUAAGUUUGCUGCGGAUGCCUUAGCAGGAUUGUCAGCAAAAGAAGAUGUUUCAAAGAUAACACUGAAGAAAACGUCGAAGUCGAAAGCUGGCGUCAGUCAGGAGAAGGGUGAACACGAUGGCACAGCACCUGUCAUGCUCUUGCAAGUGAAAGGUCAUCGCCACAUGCAAACACGCUUAGUCGAACCCAGCGUGGACUCGUUAAACUCGACAGAUUCUUUCGUACUGGUCACAGAUAAAUAUCUUCAUGUCUGGAAUGGAAAAGAUUCCAAUGUUAUGAAAAAAUCAAAGGCAUCAGAGCUGUCAAACAAAAUACUUCAGUAUAAGCUGUUAAACUGCAAUGCUACUGUGGUCACCAUUAUCAAAGAUGGCGGAGUGAAUGUUGGGACUGGUUUAACGAGAACAUUUUGGAAUAUUUUAGGCGGCAAAAAGAAUGUGAAAGGCAGCAAAGAAGUACCCAAAGAUAGCGAGUAUGAAAAAGCAGUUGUCUCCAGCAACGUUGUUUAUGCCGUAGACACGAGUAAUGACACGGUCAAAUUGAAAAAAAUGCCUGAAUAUUGUGGGAAAAUACCGAAGAUAAAUAUGCUUGAUUCCAACAAGGCAUUCGUGUUUGACUUUGGUACUGAAGUCUACGCCUGGCUUGGUCGUACUUGCGACAAAGCUACCAGAACCAAGGCAGUGGACCUAGCCCAAGAAAUUUACAAAGCUGCUUUUGAAGUUCACAACUCGCUAAAUCCAAUCACUCCAAAUACGCCGACGGAUGACGAUAAAUCUCGACAGCUCAAACGACCAUCAUGGGCUUUGUUCGGCCGAAUGACUGAGCGUGCUGAGACCAUAUUAUUUGAGCAAAAGUUCCUAGAUUGGCCAGAUGUCGCAAUGAAGAUUAAGUUAGACAAAGAGAAAGAUUUACUGAAUAAAAAUCUCAGUAAAGGAUAUGCAAAGAGAAUUGCAAAAAUAGAGAAAUCAGAGUAUCAGGCAGUAGAACUGGUUCCAUAUGAUGGUGCAAAGAUGGGAGAAGAACCUCCCCCAGUCAAAUUGAUCCUAGAAGGAGUGAAUGUUGGUCGUGGCCGAGGAAGUUAUGAUGAAAUUGAGAGGCGAGGUCUUAGUGUGACUACAAAUUCUGUCACAGUCUAUCACAGUUCUGAGAAAGAAUCACGACAACUCGAGGAGAAAGAAUGGGGUCACUUCUACUCUGCGGAAAGUUAUGUUAUCAGAUGGAGUUACUCGGUAAAAGCAUCGGGUAUUCGUUCAUUGAAGGGUGGAGAAUCAAAAAGAGAUACAACUGGACGUGAUCAGAUUGCUUAUUUCUUCUGGCAUGGUAGGGACUGCUCCGCGAGUGGCAAGGGAACAUCAGCUCUGGCUACCAUCGAGUUGGAUUCGGAUAAAAGUCCUCAGAUUAUGGUUGAUGAAGGACUCGAGUCUGCGUGUUUUCUUAAUAUGUUUGAUGGUCAGAUGAUAGUUCAUCAUGGCAAACUAGACGAAGCCAAGUCAAUAGAUGAAGAUAACGUUUUUAUGUACUGUGUACAUCACGAGGACGAAAGAGAAAUCUCUUUAACUCAAAUUGAAGCCAGAUCUUCGAAUCUAAGAUCCCGUUCAUCUUUCGUUGUUGUGGUUAUUGAUGAAGCAAUCGGUGUUUGUGUUUGGCAUGGUGCUAAGUCAACUAAAGAGAAAAAGCAAGGUGCCUUAAGAGGCGCCAAGAGAUUGGCAACUUGGUUUCAGAGUAUUUUUGAGAUAAAGAAAGUGGACAUAGUUGAACUGGAAGAAGGACACGAGGAAAACCUUUUCUGGAUGGCCUUGGAUGGCAAGGCUGACUAUGGAUCUUUGCAAGGUGUAACCACCAAAUGCGACAACCGUGUGAGGUUAUUCACAUUCCUUAGUACUGAAGGACCAUUUCUUGCGAGAGAGAUUCUCAAUUCAACACGAGGCGAACACGUGUCACCAUAUCCUUUCAGACAGGCAAAUAUUUAUGACGCAACACAACCAGCAUUAUUCCUUGUGGAUGUUGUUCACGAGAUGUAUCUUUGGCAAGGCUGGUGGCCAGGUAAUCCUGAAGAAUCUGAGUCUGCAACCACGACAGGAUCAGCAGAGUUUCGGUGGCACAGAGAUAGAAAACUGGCCAUGCAGAGUGUGCAAUCUUAUGCUGAUUCUGUGGGUCGUCAAAUGUCUAAAGCAUAUGUGGUCAAUGCUGGUUUAGAACCAAUUGAAUUUCGUGCACUCUUUCCAUUCUGGGAAGAUCAUCCUGACGUUACGAGAAUUAAUUUUGAGAGUGGAAAAGUAGAUGGUAAAAAGGAAUCCAUGACUGAACUUCUUGCAAAGUUAUCUAGGGACCGUUAUACAUUGGCUGAACUGUUAGUUCGACCUUUACCGGAGGGCGUUGACCCUUUAAAAAUGGAGAUGUACUUAUCUGAUGAGGAAUUUCAGGAUGUAUUUAGUAUGAACAAAGAUGAAUUUAAUAAAUUACCGAAAUGGAAGAAACUUGACCAACGAAAAAAGGCUGGUCUGUUCUAAUUGUGAAUAAAUGAAUCUUGGGCCCCAGCUUGGACGUUCAGGAGUCGUGUUUGUCACGAGUCGUAUUGGUGUUUUUCAAUGUACAUAUUAUCUAUAGGAAGGAAUUGUUUAAGUUGUUUUUAUCAAGAUCAUGCUGGGCUUAGAUUUUACUGAAGUCAUCUGGAUUUUCGUUUACAUAGAAUUUUUUAUGGUAAACCAUGAAGUGUGGGUAAUUGUAUAAUAUAAUAUAUAAUAUAGAUGAUGUAAAUGUUUUAAAUGAAAGAUUUAGAAUUUUAUAUAUG